This is a messenger RNA of Anoplophora glabripennis (Asian longhorned beetle), 971 nucleotides long. RefSeq names its product nuclease SbcCD subunit C-like. The record is from RefSeq and is a predicted model, not a curated record. The transcript is spliced from 4 exons. Bases 68 to 868 code for a protein of 266 amino acids. NCBI's taxonomy places the organism in Eukaryota, Metazoa, Arthropoda, Insecta, Coleoptera, Cerambycidae.
AUCCUCAAGCCGUCAGUGGUUUCUAGCUUCAUAACUACUUGGAUUACUCCCAAAUCAAAUAAGCACCAUGUUCCGCUUUUUCGUGCUAGCCGUCUGCGCUGUUGGUCUUGCCUCUGCUGGCGUUGCCAAGCAGAAAAUUCAAGCUGCCGACUCCCAACCUCAGGCGAGCCAUGAUUUGGAAUCCAUCCACUCAAUUUCCGGUGGUUAUGAAGCUGGUGGUUAUGGCGGAGAGUUUGAGGAGCACGGUGGUUCCGAUAGCAAUGGCGCGGAACUUACCAGUCUCGCUCAUAGCUCCGCCCUCCAGGCCAACAAUGCUGUCCAGAACCAACAAACAGCUGGUAGUCAGGCCGCAUUUGGAGUAUCCAGCAGCUUCGCCAGUGCUGCCUUAGGAGCUGCCCAGACCGCUCAAGCUGCCCUCGUAGGCAAACAAGCCAUUGUCCAGAACCUCAGAAGACAACUUGCAGAUGCUCAGCAUCAGCUCCAGCAAGAAAUCUCCCAAUAUCAACAGACGGAAGCCGCCGCCCAAGCUGCUUUUUCCACUGCCCAGCAAGCUCAAGCCCAAGUUUCUAGUUUGAGCGCUGCCAUCGCAGCUGUUCAAAGCGGUGCCCAGAGCGCCCAGCAAGCCGCUUCUGAAUCUUCAAAAGUAGCUGCCACUCAGCAGUCCAUGGUCACGGAAGCCAAACAACGCGUUGCUCGCAUUCUCAGCCGCAUCGAGAACGCUGUGGCUGAGUUGCACGAAACCGAAAUCUCCGCCCAAAGGGCAGCUGAGUCCGCUCAAGUUGCCCAGUCUAACGCAGCUGCAGCUGGGGCGGCCGUCGCUACAGCCAGUGCUCAAGGAAUUGGUUCUAAAGGAGAACAUCAUUAUUAGUUUCUUGUAUCACACAUUUGUAAUUGCAACCAAAUAUUCCUAAAGUCUCUGGUCAGUAGAAGAUAAUACAUAAUGUUUAAAUAUAUUAGUAAAUAAUAAGUUU